Anopheles funestus (African malaria mosquito) is the source of this 2617-nucleotide messenger RNA. Its product is annotated as allatostatins. The record is from RefSeq and is a predicted model, not a curated record. The transcript has 4 exons. NCBI's taxonomy places the organism in Eukaryota, Metazoa, Arthropoda, Insecta, Diptera, Culicidae. Bases 462 to 1079 code for a protein of 205 amino acids. Gene Ontology annotation, molecular function: neuropeptide hormone activity.
GCAGGACGAUAAGCGAUGGCUGUAAAUGCUCAUCAACUGCUGUACGGAGAUAAAGUCAACACUUGGCUAGUGCGUAGUGCAGACCCCCCGUGUGAGGAUCAACGCGGUGUACCAAGCGUCCUUUGGCAGCGGCGUCAGUGAGUGAGUGCAUCUGUUGCAAAUGAUUGUGUGGAAGGAUACGUGCAUAUGCAAAAUCACCUGUUACGAUUGAUAGUGUAGAAAUUCAGUUGGAAAGUCGCACAUUAUUUCUUCUCGGGACAGGAGCGUUCGGUGGCAACGAUUUGCAUUGCCGCUAGUGUGCCACAAUUUAAACAUUAAAGUGACCGAAAGCAAAAACAUCACGCGUUUGCUGUCCUCCGUUUUCGGUGCGGUGAACAAAUUGUCGUAGUGCUUUUGACCGACGGAAGUGCUGAUCAUUUCAAUACUGCGUGUGGUACACACUACCGAAGUUCAGCAGAAGAAUGCGUAGCUACACGUGGGUUAUGGCACUGAUCGCGUACGUGACGCUGUCCCUCUGCCUGUCGAUCAGUUGGUCACUUCCGGCCAGUGGUUCGAGCGGUAGCAGUGGUAACGGUGGCAACGAUCUCGACCUGGAUGAUCUGACGCGGGAUCGUGUAUCGGGACAGGGAGAAAUCUCAACGUCCCAGUUUCAGCACAUGCUAGCCGUCCGAUCGCCAAAGUACAACUUUGGACUCGGCAAACGGCGUUACAUCAUCGAGGACGUACCGGGCGCCAAACGGUUACCCCAUUACAACUUUGGACUCGGAAAGCGCGGGAGCCCUUUGGGAGGUAACGAUUACGAGUACGAUGGACUGGUGGGCAAUCAGCUCGGAUGGAACGAUAACGACUAUACCAAUCUGAUCACGAAGGAUGGCCAGCUCGACUACGACGCAGAGAAGGACAAAGAUGCUGCGAAACGAGCUGCCUCUGGCAAUGGUGCUGGUGCUGCUUACCGCUAUCACUUCGGAUUAGGCAAGAGACGUACGUACGACUUUGGUCUCGGUAAGCGUUACUUCGACGCGGAAGACUUCAACAAGCGACUACCGAACCGGUACAACUUUGGUCUCGGCAAGCGCUAAUUCCGAGUGACAUCAUAUACACCGACCGUAUCCGGAUCCGGUUCCGUUUCCGUGGCGUGGCCAGUGCAUCACAACAACAACAACAACAACAACAACAGCAAAGAAAAAAGACAACAACACGUGUGCGAGUGUGAUUGGAAAUGAAUGCCCCCGCUCCCAUUAGCUCCAGCACCCGGUGUACCAGCCAGACACGACCAUGCCGAGUUCCAUGAUAGUUCUUUGGCGCUUUCCACGACUGACGUAGCGCAGUGUAAAUUAUAUAUAAAGAAUAGCACAACCAACUCUCCAACACACACCAUGUAUCUCCCAUGGACACAUUACACUACUAGGCGUUACGCGAAACGUUUGGCCGGCGCACAAAAGGCGUCACCAGUAAGGUAACGACGAGUCGCUAAACUUAUCGAGAUAAAUGUAGCACGUAGUUUGCAUGACCAACAACACUACUACCGCGUUCAUCAUGCCACCAGGAUGGUAUAACUGACUAAUGGAAAACAUAAAGCAAAAGAAAACACUUCAACAGUUAUUUAUAUUGUUUUACUUCAAAUUUCAACACGUCAAGAGUCCAGAGAGAGAGAGAGAGAGGUUGAACGAGAGGAAAGGUAUAACUUAAGCGAUUAAAUUAAACAAAAAACAAACAAACAAACAACAAAACACACAGUAAAAGCAUGUAUAAUGAAUCGGAAAUAAUAAAGAUGAUAAAUAUGAAACAUGAAACUACAUCCAACUUUUCCCUUUUAAAAAAAACCCUAACGUAUGCUUACGAGCUUCCGUUUACGAAGUCUUCUGCUACUAAUUAUUGUCUAACGUAAGCAAUUGUACCCUAAUGUAUCGUUAAUAUUUCUUCCUUCAUUACUUCAUACUCUACCCAACAGUUCCUUUUUGGCCGGCAUGAUCUUAACUAACACACUGUUUGGAAAUGGAAAGGGACACCGUUCAGAGUAUUGCAUGUACAGUAUACGGUGUUAACGACUGAUGCAAGUUAGUUAACUUUCCCAAAAAAAAACACACUUUUAAAUGGUCGUUAUCAACAUGUAACGCGCACAUACAGAACACGUCCUUUCGAGUUUCGAGUUUUCUCUUUCUACAACACGACAAGAACACACAUACACCAACACUCGUUCUUUUAAGAUCGAGCGAUUGGGUGCAAACGUUUCGUACGUUAUAGAAUGGUAAACGAAUACAAAUAUGCUAACUCGAAUUCAUGGCUCAACCAUCCAAAAAGUAUGCAAAAGUGUUCAAUUGCAAUUUACAUACAUUUAUGUAAUGGAACUAAACUUUACAUCUAUCUCUCUGUACUCUCUUCUCAUGUGCGUGUGUUGCUGCGUGUAAUAAAAAUAAAAGAAGAAACAAAACAAAACAAACCCUUUCCAACUAUCUGUAAAUAUGCACAGCUUCUGUGGCACUAAAGCAGCAGAGUUACCGUGUAAGGAAUAUUAAAUCAAAUGUUUACUAAAAAUUCGUGCGAUGGUAAAUAAAGCUACUGAACUGGAAUUUAAAACCAAUAAAAUACCACCGUAGUGGUAAAUGAACAUGGCAAA